AUGGCGGAUGCGGUAUCGGCACCGGCGGCUCAACCCGUAUCCCCGGCGGCGCAACAGCCACCUGUGGCGGCUCCGGCCCCGACUCCGGCGGGUUUCGGCAACGUAUCGUUGUACGUGGGCGAUCUGGACCCCACUGUCAACGAAGCGCAGCUGAUCGAUCUGUUCGGCCAAGUGGGCGGCGUCGUUUCGGUUAGGGUUUGUAGGGAUCAGAGCCGAAUGCAGUCGCUUGGCUACGCCUACGUCAAUUAUAGCAAUACGCAAGAGGCUGCCAAUGCCCUGGAGAUUUUGAAUUUCGCUCCCAUCAAUGGGAAACCCAUUAGGAUUAUGUAUUCCCAUCGUGAUCCAAGUAUUCGGAAGAGCGGAAGGGCAAAUGUCUUUAUCAAGAACCUGGACAAAUCUAUUGAUAACAAGGCGUUGCUUGACACUUUUGCUUCCUUUGGCACUGUACUUUCUUGCAAGGUUGCAGUUGAUGGCCAUGGUCAAUCGAAAGGGUGUAUGUUGGGCUGUUUCAAAGAGGCCAGGAAAGGAAUCGGCCAAAUGGAUCACCGCAUUUUCACUAAUGUUUAUGUGAAGAAUUUGUCUGAGACAACUACAGAUGACGACCUCAAGAAAAUUUUUGCCGAGCAUGGCAACAUAACUAGUGCAGUUGUUAUGAGGGAUGCUGCUGGAAAGUCUCGAUGUUUUGGUUUUGUUAACUUCGAGAAGCCAGACGCAGCGGCUGCUGCAAUUGAAAAGUUGAAUGGGACCACCUUUAGUGGUGACAAGGUUUUGUUUGUUGGGAGGGCUCAAAGGAAAUCAGAGAGGGAGGCGGAGUUGAGAGCUAAGUUUGAACAGGAAAGACUCAGUAGAUUUGAGAAGCUACAAGGUGCUAACUUAUAUCUGAAAAAUCUUGAUGAUACAAUAACUGAUGAAAAACUAAAGGAGCUAUUUUCUGAAUUUGGAACAAUAACAUCAUGCAAGGUCAUGCUUGAUCACCAAGGGACAAGCAAGGGUUCUGGAUUUGUUGCCUUCUCUACUCCAGACGAAGCCAAUAAAGCUUUGACUGAAAUGAAUGGUAAGAUGCUUGGACGGAAGCCACUGUACGUUGCUGUAGCCCAACGCAAAGAAGAGAGAAAGGCUCGAUUACAGGCACGCUUUGCCCAAAUCCUUGCACCAGGUGGAAUGACACCAUUGCCAUCAGGAAUUCCUGGAUAUCAUCCUGGGGCACCUAGGCUUGCCCCUCAACAACUUUAUUUUGGUCAAGGUACUCCUGGCCUUCUUCCUCCACAGCCUGCAGGUUAUGGCUUCCAGCAGCAGCUCUUGCCUGGUAUGCGCCCAGGUGUUGCUCCAAACUUUAUUAUGCCAUACCACCUUCAGAGGCAAGGUCAACAUGGACAGCGAAUGGGGGUACGGCGAGGUGGGAACUUUCAGCAGGUCCAGCAGCAACAGCAGCAGCUACUGCACCGUAACUCCAACCAAGGAGGCUUGAGAUACAUGGGUAAUGCACGGAAUGGAGUGGAUCCAUCUGUCGCUCCUCAAGGUAUUGUGGGUCCAAUAAUGCCUUUGCCCUUUGACGGUUCAGGGAUGCCUGUGACUCCUAAUGAUAGCCAGCAUUCUGGGCCGUUGCCGAUGUCAACACUUGCUUCAGCUUUAGCUUCUGCUACCCCAGAGAAUCAGCGCUUGAUGCUGGGUGAGCAGCUAUAUCCACUUGUUGAGCGUAUUGAGCCGGAACACACUGCUAAGGUGACCGGGAUGUUGCUGGAGAUGGACCAAACGGAGGUUCUCCAUCUCAUCGAGUCUCCGGAUGCCUUAAAGGAUAAGGUAGCUGAGGCAAUGGAUGUCCUUCGUAAAGCUGCAACGAAGUCUGAAGUUGGUGAUCAGCUUAACUCGUUGGAUCUCAACGAGUGA
Molecule: messenger RNA, 1887 nt
Organism: Prunus armeniaca (apricot)
Lineage: Eukaryota; Viridiplantae; Streptophyta; Magnoliopsida; Rosales; Rosaceae
Source: the annotation of a GenBank genome assembly